Messenger RNA from Copidosoma floridanum, 1636 nucleotides. RefSeq lists its product as uncharacterized. Gene Ontology annotation, molecular function: DNA-binding transcription factor activity, RNA polymerase II-specific; ATP binding; RNA polymerase II cis-regulatory region sequence-specific DNA binding. Lineage: Eukaryota; Metazoa; Arthropoda; Insecta; Hymenoptera; Encyrtidae. The record is from RefSeq and is a predicted model, not a curated record. Gene Ontology annotation, cellular component: nucleus. Gene Ontology annotation, biological process: regulation of DNA-templated transcription.
AAUUGUUGUAAAUUUAACAAUUAACGGUAACAUUGAUUGAUUCGUAAGUAGAAAGGAGUGCAAUUAUUAGGAGAUCAGGUUCAAUGAAGACGAAGUGAAAAUAUUUAAUAGACUAGAGUGAGCACAAUGGAAUAAGGUGUAGUGUGUAAUGCAUUUCAUCUAGCUCAAACAACAAAAAUAAAUUUUUUUUUUAAAUAAAGCACAAAUAGUUUGUAAGAUAAUGGUAAAAAGGCAAAAACAUAAGAAUGAAAGAGCACAAACUCUCGAAAUCGGUAUUAAGUUGUUAUUACUCAUUCCUCUACGUACGAUUUCUUAAAUCAGGGAUACCGAAAAAUCACCAUAGACCUCUAAAAAGAUCAUUGAUAGUGAUAAGUACACAUCAAAAAGAUUUAAAAAAAGGACUCAGUAAAUUUCAAAAUCUGUACUCUUCGCAGUCAAGUAAAGCACGAAACAAAGUGCUAAUUAAAACAGACGACAAACAAUAAAAAAGCCCAAAACAGAAGUAAACGUUUACCGAUCGCUGCCUCGAAUCUUUGUUUGCACCGUUAAACGAAGUACCGAUCGAACAAUCGUGAUUCAUUGGCCAAUGGGAUGCAUCUGCCAGUGGGCUCGGUAAGCUGCAGCGCUUUGGGCCACCCUCAACAGCAGCAGCAGCCCCGGCAUUCCCUUCACCAUCAAAACCAUCACCAGCUUGGCCAACAUCAUUUAACUCGUCACGAGCAACAAACACUCAUACCGCUUGACAGCCGCCACGACCAACAACAACAACAGCAGCAGCAGCAACUAGAACAACAACAGCAGGGAAAUUACGACCAAGAACAGGUGCAACAUCAGGAACAACAGCAGCAGCAUCAGCAAUCUACGGUGAAAGAGAUAGCAGAACCGGGGCCGGCGGGUAACGCUGGCGAAAUGAGUGAGGCUGCGGCGGUCGGAGAACUAUGGUGGACUGAAAGGCUCGUUGGUGAGGCACAGGCCGAGCAUCCUGGUGAGCUGGUCAGAACAGGUUCCCCGUACUUCCUCUGUAGUCAGCUUCCGACGCACUGGCGCUCGAAUAAGACGCUACCGGUGGCCUUCAAGGUGGUCGCACUCGGUGAAAUUGGUGACGGUACUAUAGUUACGGUGCGCGCCGGUAACGACGAGAAUUGCUGCGCUGAACUGAGAAACUCCACUGCUCUCAUGAAGAAUCAAGUUGCCAAAUUCAACGACCUCAGGUUCAUUGGUCGAAGUGGAAGGGGAAAAAGUUUCAGCAUUACGAUAACGGUUUCAACAACGCCACCACAAGUUGCAACUUACACAAGAGCUAUAAAGGUCACCGUUGAUGGACCUCGAGAGCCACGUUCUAAGACAAGAAACCAACAUUCGUUCCGUGCUUCCAUUCUGGGACAGCGACCAUAUCUGGAUGGUGCAAUGUCGUUUUCGAGUCACCUGUUGGAAUCGUAUCGAGGCAAGCCACAUCAUUCCCAUCGGCAUCAUCGGAGCUCAAGUUUAACUGAAGCAGCAGCAAGCAAUGGUUCUUAUCGUGUCAAUAUUAAUACCACCAACUCGUCGAUGGUCUCGCCAUCUUCCAGUGAUCAGCACUUAGUCAACACUGGUGGUGCAAAUCAAAAUUGUUACAAGGACAGUCCUCAACAUGAAG